AUGAACUCAGAAAACCCCGAAAGAACCUACGCUCGAUGGCCUCUCCGAGACGUGCCUGGCACGCCCGCGACAGACGUCCUCCCCAUAGGGCCUGAAGCAGACGGAAUUAAUACCGUUUUUGACGAUGAUUCACGCAAAUUAGUUGAUCCGAAGGACUACCGACCUGGAGGAAAAUAUCAUUCUAUUGUCAAGCUCCAGAUUCGAUUUGAAGGCCAGGAUGCUAGCGACACGCGUCAUGCCCAAGCUACAGGAUGGCUAAUCAUGCCCCAUCUCAUCGUCACCGCCGCCCAUUGCGUUUACGACCAUACCCACGACUUCGGCAAAGCUAUUCAAGUCCGCGCUUUCGUGGGAUAUAAUGGCAAGAACUCUAUUGAUAAACCUGGUGUUCAAUUUCGCCGGGGUCUCAAGGUGGUUGUUCCGAAAGACUGGAUUAUCAGUGACACCAACCGCAGAUGUGAUGUCGCUUUCAUAAAAGUGGACGAAUUCAGCGAUGUCGUGCGUAUUGCCCAGCAGCCAACUAAUGGAAUUGUCGAAAAGAUGUUUCGGAGCGUGGUUGGGUAUCCUUGCGAUAAAUCCUUGGGUGAUGAACGAGGAGCGCAAAUGUUUGAGAUGUCCAAAAUAACAGAUUGCGAUCUGUCAAAAACGCCAUUCAAUUUGCUUGAACACACGAUAUCCUUUGCAAAUGGCCAAUCCGGAUCCCCUGUCCUCAUCAAUGGCGAAAGCAAGGCUAUCGGCGUCUCUUCACAUGGCACUGGAACCAGGAAUACAGCAACUGUGUUUCGAGGUAGAUUCGGAACGUACCUCAGCGGCAUGUCUGCCGUCAUGUUUGCCUUGGAACGUGGUCCGGCUGGCAGCGAAGAUAUCAGAUACAUGACGACUGACGGCCGCGCGGAGGGCAGUCUGAUAGGGGAGCCCCUUAGUGAUGGGAAAGCCUUUUGGGCAAUUUUCAGGAAGGUUACCGCCAUUGGCCAGAGAGUUGAUCAUUCGGUGUUACGAACUGGAUCGCCUUUCUUGGGCCAGGUGGGUAGUCCUAUCGCUGCCGUUGCAGGCACCGCACUCGGCGUGUUGAGUAAACUGGGCGCAGACCCUUCGAUCGAUAUUGGCUCCGUCCAUGUCAAUUACAGACAGUGUGCUGCACGCGCGAUUGUCGCAGAAGCUGCAAUGCAGACUCUCAUACAGAUGGAUGCUCACCAGGCGAACGGAUUCAAAAUAUUCGACAAGAUAGAGGACCAAUUCCCCGAGACGAAGGAUGCUGUUCCCAGAGUUGCAAAACUCAUCACGCCUGGAAUUAUUGAGUCUGCGCUUCGGAUCUCAGUCAAGGCGCAAGCUGGCUACGAGGAAACGUCUAGGCUUUACCCCAAGCUCCCUCCAGUCAAAGGCUCUCUAAGCGUCGCUGAUAAAAGAUUUGCUGACGCCUUCACCCGGUACACAAAUCAGGGCGAUGGCAAUGUGAUGUCUGAGUUUCUUUCAAACAUUGUCAACCUUGGUUUGUCUGCUGGUUCUCCCAAAAUGGACGGCAUCACCCGAGUUAUGGGCGAGUCAGAAUUCAGCGUGACCGACAUGUCGACUCAUGUCGAGAUUCUGUGUCAUAGAGCUUUAAUUGGCGACACUGCUUUGAAAGCUUUCAUCGCCAUACCCCUCGAUCAAAUGAUGCAGAAUGGUCUGUUUGAUCACUUUGUUGGUGCGGUUGGGAAUGUUGGAAGAACGGUCAUUGCAGUCGCUCCUGUGGUUGUUCAAAAUAUUUUGAACGAUCUCAAGCAGCGCCGGUAA
Molecule: messenger RNA, 1770 nt
Organism: Fusarium tjaetaba
Lineage: Eukaryota; Fungi; Ascomycota; Sordariomycetes; Hypocreales; Nectriaceae
Product: glutamyl endopeptidase
Exons: 3
Coding region: 1-1770 (589 amino acids)
Biological process (GO): proteolysis
Molecular function (GO): serine-type endopeptidase activity
Source: RefSeq, a predicted model, not a curated record